Messenger RNA from Lucilia cuprina (Australian sheep blowfly), 727 nucleotides. RefSeq names its product C-type lectin 37Da-like. Lineage: Eukaryota; Metazoa; Arthropoda; Insecta; Diptera; Calliphoridae. Gene Ontology annotation, molecular function: signaling receptor activity. The transcript is spliced from 3 exons. The coding region runs from base 9 to 548 and encodes 179 amino acids. The record is from RefSeq and is a predicted model, not a curated record.
AUAGAAAAAUGUAUAAAAGUAUUUGUAAAAUCGGUAUAGUUUUAAGUGCGAUAAAAAUUGUUAUGAGCUUCAAUACUCACAGUGCAUAUUCUAAUGUACAAGAAGAUAUUCCCGAUAAUAUAAAUAUGAGACCAUUUGUUAAAGUAGGCAAAAAAUAUUACUAUUUUGGGCAAUCUAAGGUUACUUGGUACAAUGCCUACACGAUUUGUCGAACUAUGGGUGGUCUACUGGCCUCUUAUGAAACUGCACAGGAAUUAGCAGAACUAUCUAAAUAUUUGAUAUCAAAAUAUUCAACAAAAUUUAAUUCUUGGUUAGCCGCCUCUGAUCAAGAUACCGAGGGUCAGUGGAUUUGGUAUAAUAAUGGUGAAACUAUAACUUAUGCUGAGUGGGCUCCAGGUCAACCGGAUAAUUGGAAUGGUAAUGAAAAUUGUGCGCAUUUGCUGAGUAGAGAUGGAAGAUAUGUGUUAAAUGAUGUACAUUGUGGAUUGCGUAAUUAUUAUAUUUGUGAAGCUGAUAAACCUAAAAUGGCAUCUAUUGGCAUAUACUAGGUCCUAUUCCUAUUUAUUGGUAAAUAUGCUGAAAAUAUACACAAACGUUGGAGUGAUUGAUACUUCUUAUUAGUGAUAUACAUUUGUAUGUAUUACCUGGCCUUUUCAGAUCUGUAAAUGAAUCAUAAAAUAAUUUGAAAUAUACUUUUGUAUGCACAUUGAAAUUGUGAGUCACCAAA